Messenger RNA from Thlaspi arvense, 270 nucleotides. The record is from the annotation of a GenBank genome assembly. NCBI's taxonomy places the organism in Eukaryota, Viridiplantae, Streptophyta, Magnoliopsida, Brassicales, Brassicaceae.
AUGAGUUUAGAGGUGAACGCAAUGAAACUGUUUUAUGGAACUCUCUGGCUACAAAGCAAAGAAGAAGGGCCUGACUCUCGUCCUGUUCAGGUUCUGGCGUUACUGCUACAACUGACUUGGGAAAUUAUGAAGGGAAGAAGGCCUGACUCUGGACUUGGUUCUGGUUCUGGCGUUAUGGCCACAACCGACUUAGGAAGCUACGUUACUAUCUCUAAGCUAAGUUCUCUUCUUGUCAAGUCUCCCAAGACUGAAGUUAAAUUGGACGCAUAG